Molecule: messenger RNA, 892 nt
Organism: Talaromyces stipitatus ATCC 10500
Lineage: Eukaryota; Fungi; Ascomycota; Eurotiomycetes; Eurotiales; Trichocomaceae
Product: CBF/NF-Y family transcription factor, putative
Exons: 2
Coding region: 319-618 (99 amino acids)
Biological process (GO): RNA polymerase II preinitiation complex assembly; negative regulation of transcription by RNA polymerase II; chromatin remodeling
Cellular component (GO): negative cofactor 2 complex
Molecular function (GO): general transcription initiation factor activity; TBP-class protein binding; core promoter sequence-specific DNA binding
Source: RefSeq, a predicted model, not a curated record
AAAGCCCCGCGACAGCUUCAACUUCGACUCUUUAUCGGAUAGCAGAUAUUACACGCGACUAUAUUCAGACAUCAUGUCCGAUCGCGAGUUCAGUAAGUUUACUGCUCGUUGUCUGUCGUGUGGCAGAUACUGACUGACGCGUACAGCAAAUGACGACCUAUCGCUUCCAAAAGGUAUGUAUACCCCUUCUACGUAUUUCGUAGCAAUAUCCUCUAUCAGAUGUAGCUGACAUGUAUAGCAACCGUCCAAAAAAUAAUCACCGAGAUUCUCCCUCCCUCCACCGGACAAACAUUUGCCAAGGACGCGCGCGAUCUACUGAUGGAAUGCUGCGUCGAGUUCAUCACACUCAUCUCCUCUGAAGCCAACGAUAUCAGCGAAAAGGAAGCCAAAAAGACCAUCGCGUGCGAACAUGUCGAGAAAGCGUUGAGGGAUCUCGGGUUUGGAGAUUAUAUCAGUGAAGUUCUCGCUGUUGCGGAGGAGCACAAAGAAGCUUUGAAGACGCGCGAAAAGAAAGCGAGUAAAAUGGAACAGAGUGGCCUGACGGCAGAAGAACUACUGCGACAACAACAGGAACUAUUUGCGUCGGCUGGACAAAAGUUCAACGCGGGAUCUGAAUGAGCUGUUCGCUUUCCGGGUUGUUGUCGAGACCGCUUCUUUGAGCGAUUUGUUUCCUACAAGGGUACUUGCCUACGGUCGACGCGGACAUAGCAUGUGGAGUUAUCGGUUGAUUCAUACGGCAGGACAAAUACAUGGAUGGCGUUAUAAAUAUGGAUAUAACUGGAGUUUGGGCGUUGCACUGUACUUAUCCCUGAGCAAUAUGUGGCCAUAUGACAUCUGAUCGUCAUACGAAUCCUUCGUCAACGCAAGCAAAUACAGCAGCUGAAAUUAUAUU